UUUAGGUUUAGUCCCAACACAAUGGCUAUUAGUGCCGAGUUUUCAAUUGUCGACUAUCUUGUAUUCGGUCUAUUGUUGGCCAUUUCGUCGGCAAUUGGUAUCUACUUUUGGUUCAGUGCCCGCAAACGGGUAUCCAGUGACGAAUUUUUGACCGGCAAUCGCCAGUUGGGUGUAUUCCCGGUCACACUGUCACUGGUGGCCACUUUUAUGUCGACCAAUACAUUGCUUGGUUUGCCGGCCGAAGUCUAUCAGGUGGGCACACAGUUCUCGAUGAAUAUCAUAUCGUUUUUUGUGGCCAUUGUGUUGGCCGCACACGUAUUUAUGCCAAUCUAUUACCGGUUGGGCCUAUUGAGUGUCAAUGAGUAUUUGGCCAAAAGAUUUAACUCCGGGUACAUACGUCUGGCCGGAACUUUCGGUUUUAUUUUAGCGACUACUACACAUAUGGCAACUGUUUUAUAUGGUCCGGCAUUAGCAUUAAGCUCCGUUACUCCUCUAUCGAUCACAACAUCUAUACUAGUGGUUGGAGUUAUCUGUACUUUCUAUACAACAAUUGGUGGCAUUAAAGCUGUUAUAUGGACUGAUGUUAUACAAUGUAUACUAAUGUUUUUGGGUGUCCUAAUGGUUAUCAUACAAGGUAUUUCAGAAGUCGGCGGUAUAGCCAAAGUGUGGGAUAUCAAUGAAAAGGGCGGUCGACUCAAGUUUUUCAAUAUGCAAUUUGAUGUCUACAAUCACGACAACUUCUGGAAUGUCGUAAUCGGUACAACCAUUUCAUGGACAGCUGUCUAUUGUGUCAAACAGGCACAGGUUCAGCGAUACAUUAGUAUGGAAUCGGCGGCUAAAGCCAAACGUACCCUCUACUGGAACCUACCCGGCCUAAUACUAUUGUGCGUGUUGGCCAUAAUGUGCGGUAUGGUUAUAUACGCCAAAUAUCAUGAUUGCGAUCCAAUCACUUUGGGACUAAUCAGCCGACACGACCAACUGAUGCCCUACUUUGUGAUGGACACACUGGCAAAAUAUCCGGGACUACCCGGCCUAUUUGUAGCAUGUAUAUUUAGCGGAUCGCUUAGUUCAUUAUCAUCUGGUUUCAAUGCAUUGGCUACCAUGACAUGGAUAGAUAUAGUCAAACCAUGUUUGAAAAUAACCGAUGAAAAACAGACUCUAAACAUAACUAAACUAAUUGCCAUGUGCUAUGGAUUGUUGGCAAUAGCCAUGUCCUUUGGUGUUGGAAAUGCUGGUACUGUAAUGCAAGUAUCGUUAGCAUUGACGGGAUCAACAUCGGGACCAAUGUUUUCACUGUUUAUUGUCGGCAUAUUCUAUCCCUAUGCAACAUCAUUGGCGACACUAAUUGGUUUUAUAAGCGGUAUAUCCGUUAGUUAUAUGCUAUCAAUUGGUGCAAUGAUUAUCCCGCGACCCAAAGUCUCAUUGCCGACAACUAUCGACUCGUGUGCGGCUCAUCUGAUCCAAGACUAUCUACUGAUGAUGGGAUCAAAUAACAAAACAUCAUUAGUUAGGCCAGUGUUUAUCGCACACUACGAUAAUCCCGAUGGUUUUGGUAAAGUGUUUCAUAUAUCAUAUCUAUUGAUGUCAACCAUUGGUUUGAUUAUCUCAUUGUUUUUUACCAUAAUUUUAAGUCUAUGUAUAGGCAAACGCAAUGAUAAUAUAGAUCCGAGUCUAUUGUCACCGAUUGUUAAAUACAUAUAUCCAUUGAAUAGCAAACGGCAAACAUAUUAUCAAACAUCAGUUAAAAAGUUUUAA
This is a messenger RNA of Oppia nitens, 1755 nucleotides long. Its product is annotated as sodium-coupled monocarboxylate transporter 1-like. NCBI's taxonomy places the organism in Eukaryota, Metazoa, Arthropoda, Arachnida, Sarcoptiformes, Oppiidae. The record is from RefSeq and is a predicted model, not a curated record. Gene Ontology annotation, biological process: sodium ion transport; transmembrane transport. Gene Ontology annotation, molecular function: symporter activity. The transcript has 14 exons. Bases 22 to 1755 code for a protein of 577 amino acids. Gene Ontology annotation, cellular component: membrane.